This is a messenger RNA of Diatraea saccharalis (sugarcane borer), 1300 nucleotides long. The record is from the annotation of a GenBank genome assembly. NCBI's taxonomy places the organism in Eukaryota, Metazoa, Arthropoda, Insecta, Lepidoptera, Crambidae.
AUGCGUCACGCAUACCCGCUCCCCCCAGCGCAGGGUCGGCGGGUUAUGUGGGGCUCCUCCUGCGACCCCACCCCCGAAGGGGCUAGACAAGCAGGAGUUUACCCACUAAAAAGCCGCCAUGUCCCUUGUAUGAGGUCGAUGUUCGUCCCCAUUUCGGCCCGCCUUGAAAAGGACAGAUCCCAGACAGUUGGGGGUGCGUCUCAGAAACAUUCGAGACGCACCCCCCAGACAGAGCGAGGGCGUGCAAUGCCCGACCAGCGCGCAAACCGGUCAGACUGCCCCCGACGAGGAGCUGCCCAGGACCUAACAGAACUGACGAAUCUUUCAAGCACUAGUUUAUGCAUAAAGUGUUACCAGUGUAAUUCACAAAGUGAUCAGGCAUGCCGCGAUCCCUUCCAGAAAACUUCUAAGUCAGUAGAUUGCAACACUCAAGAUUCUUACAACUACAACAAUAACUUCCUGAAGUUCCUCCUGAAUCAAGAAGAUAACAAGAACCUGAACCUUGUUGGAGCCACAAGAUUCUGUCACAAAAUUAUUACUUCCACAGGCACCGUGAUCCGUACAUGCCUCGACUCCAACCCGGUAAACAAGAACCAGUCAUGCCAGCUGCUGGACUCAGCGUCCUUAAUUGACCCCUCCAAGAAGAUUAGUCAUUGUAGCGUUUGCGACACCGACAACUGCAACGGCGUCGGCGCCAUCUCUUCAUCGCUCCCUCUCGCUGCCGUAACUGUUAUCAUUUCCUAUCUUGUCUAUAAGCAAUAAUGAACACAAAACUAGUGACACAAUAUCGUUGGUCUUAGCUUCUUGCUUAACGCUUCCACAUACAGUGGUAUUUAAACAGCAAAUGUAUUUUCUUCAUACACGGAACCAAGAUUGGAAAGAAAUAGACAACUAGUCUUCUAUUAAUCGCUCAGUUAGUACGAUUCAUAUUUUAUUCUUGUAGGUUUCGUAUGUGAAGAAAUCAAAUACUUAGGUAAGCUAAUAAAAAUACUUAAGUCAUUUUCAUUGUAUUAUCCAAUAUGGGAAGACGAGGCCAAUGAUAAAUAUUGCCUUUAAAUAAACGACCGUCCAAUACGAUGGGUGUUACGUUCGCUUUGUGAAAAAUUUUAAACGUGUAGUUUUUAUGUAGAUGUGUAAUUAAAUAAGUUACGAAUUAUUGUCGGAGGAGGUUUUAAUUCUUUACAAUAGGGAUGAUGCCUGAGUAAAAAAAGAAAUCCUGUUAGGGUCAUCAGUCAAAUAAUAGAAAAAGAUUAAAUUAAAGUUGAAGAAUGGCGGCCGUCACAGCUAUGCAGAAAACGUA